AUGGAGCCUGCCGAAGAGGGAGAGAUUUUCGUGCGUCGACACUUCACAGCAACAAAAAUGGAGUAUGAAAAGAUAAGAGUCGUGGGGGAAGGCACCUUUGGCCAGGUCAUCCUUGCAAGGAAGGGAAGGGCUAGAUAUGCAUUAAAGAAGGUGAACAAGGAGAGGGAAGGACUGUCUGUAACAACGAUCAGAGAAAUCCAGGCCUUGCGGAAAAUAAGCCAUCCAAACAUAAUAAAACUGAUAGAGGUGGUUGUAGAGACGGAUGGAGAUGUUUACAUGGUGUUUCCAUACUUCCCAUAUGAUCUAAAUAAGUUUAUAAGAAGUAAUAGGAUAACAUCUGAUGAAGUCAAGCAUAUAUUUUACCAAAUCGUUAAAGGCGUGCACUACAUCCAUAGUAAGGGAAUCAUGCACAGGGAUCUGAAGAGUGCAAACAUCCUUUUGGACCACAAUCUGAAUGCUAGUAUUGCAGACUUCGGAAUGGCAAGGCAGGCGACAAAGACAGCCAUGUAUACUCCGGGUGUGGUCACCCUAUGGUACAGACCUCCAGAAAUACUGCUUGGAUCCUCGAACUAUACCUUCUCUGCAGAUGUCUGGUCACUUGGAUGCAUAUUGACAGAAAUGUAUCUGGGACACAUGAUAUUCCAGGGAAGUACAGAGAUCCUGCAGCUGGAAAUGAUCAUCCAUGCCUGUGGGUCCAUCAACGAAAACACCUAUCCCGGUGUCUUGAACCUUCCUGGGUUCCGUAGCUUCAAGCUCCCCCAGUCUCCUCGAAGAAUAGAAGGAAUCAUUGCAAAGCAUGACGAGUCUGCAGUAAAGCUGGUGAGCAGGAUGCUCUGCAUUGACCCCGAAAAAAGAAUAACUGUCGGCCAGAUUAUAGAAGAUAAAUAUUUCGAUCAUAAAGUUUUCAAGGCCGAAGGGACAAGGCACCAAGGCGGCUGCCAUGGAAGAAAUAAGCCUAGUCCUUGUAAAAGAAAGAAUGUUGAUUAA
Messenger RNA from Encephalitozoon hellem ATCC 50504, 987 nucleotides. Its product is annotated as serine/threonine kinase. Bases 1 to 987 code for a protein of 328 amino acids. Lineage: Eukaryota; Fungi; Microsporidia; Unikaryonidae. The transcript has a single exon. Gene Ontology annotation, molecular function: ATP binding; cyclin-dependent protein serine/threonine kinase activity. Gene Ontology annotation, cellular component: nucleus. The record is from RefSeq and is a predicted model, not a curated record. Gene Ontology annotation, biological process: protein phosphorylation.